ACCCCGCACCCGCGCCGGGCGGCUCCCUGUGACUGUGGCCCGUUAGAGGACGCUUUGGUCGAGAAGCUCCGGUGAAGCUUCGGGACCAUGAGGAAGCUAGCUGCCCGUUUCCUUCCCUCCCUCCUCAAGGUGCUGCUGCUGCCUCUGGCACCUGCUCCAGCCCAGGACUCGACCUCGGCUUCCACCCCAGGCAGCCCUCUUUCUCCCACCGAAUAUGAACGCUUCUUUGCGCUGCUGACCCCAACCUGGAAGGCAGAAACCACCUGCCGCCUCCGAGCAACCCAUGGCUGCCGGAAUCCCACGCUCGUCCAGCUGGACCAGUAUGAAAACCACGGCUUGGUGCCUGAUGGUGCCGUCUGCUCUGACCUCCCUUACGCCUCCUGGUUUGAGUCGUUCUGCCAGUUUACUCAGUACCGGUGCUCCAACCACGUCUACUACGCCAAGAGGGUCCGGUGCUCCCAGCCAGUGUCCAUCCUCUCACCUAGCAGUCUCAAGGAAGUAGAAUCUUCAGCCGAGGUCCCACCCACCACCGUGGCCUCCUCCCUUGCAUCCCACGUCACAGCCACGGAGCGCCAGGCCUUCCAGCCCUGGCCUGAGCGACUGAGCAACAACGUGGAGGAGCUGCUGCAGUCUUCCUUGUCCCUGGGGGGCCAGGAGCAAGCGCCUGAUCACAAGCAGGACCAAGGGCAGGAGCAGCACAAGCAGGAGCAAGGACAAGAACAUAAGCAGGAGGAAGCGCAGGAGGAGGAAGAACAGGAGGAACAAGAGGAGGAGGGGAAGCAGGAAGAGGGGCAGAGCACCGAGGAGGGCCUAGGGGCCGCGUCCAGCCUGCAGACAGACCCGGACACGGCUUUGUCCUCCAACCCGCCCUCCCUCCCUCCCCGCGUGCGGGAAGUGGAGUCGACUCCCAUGAUGAUGGAGAACAUCCAGCAGCUCAUCCGGUCAGCCCAGGAAAUGGAUGAAAUGAAUGAGAUGUACGAUGACAGCUACUGGAGGAGCCAGAACUCCGGGAGCCUCCUGCAGCUGCCGCACACGGAGGCGUUGCUGGUGCUGUGCUACUCAAUUGUGGAGAACAACUGCAUCAUAACCCCCACAGCCAAGGCCUGGAAGUACAUCGAGGAUGAGGUCCUUGGUUUCGGGAAGCCGGUCUGUGACAGCCUUGGCCGGCGCCACACGUCCACCUGUCCGCUCUGCGACUUCUGCUCCCUGAAGUUGGAGCAGUGCCACUCAGAGGUCAACCUGCAGCGGCAGCCGUGUGACAACUCCCACAAGACGGCCUUCGUCAGCCCCCUGCUCACAGCUCAGAGCGUGUCCGUGGGCACCCAGGUCGGGGCCACGGAAAGAGGCCGCUUUUAUGGGCUGGACAUGUACGGCGGGCUGCGCAUGGACUUCUGGUGCGCGCGGCUGGCCACAAAGGGCUGCGAGGACAGUCGCGUCUCUGGCUGGCUCCAGACUGAGUUCCUCAGCUUCCAGGACGGCGAUUACCCCACCAAGGUUUGCGACACAGACUACAUCCAGUAUCCAAACUACUGCUCCUUCAAAAGCCAACAGUGCCUGAUGAGAAACCGGAACAGGAAGGUGUCCCGCAUGAGGUGCCUGCAGAACGAGACCUACAGUGUGCUGACCCUGGGUAAGAGUGAGGACGUGGUGCUUCGCUGGAGCCAGGAGUUCAGCACCUUGACCCUGGGCCACUUUGGAUGA
Messenger RNA from Lepus europaeus (European hare), 1701 nucleotides. RefSeq names its product acrosin binding protein (gene ACRBP). Gene Ontology annotation, cellular component: acrosomal vesicle; nucleus. The transcript is spliced from 10 exons. The coding region runs from base 88 to 1701 and encodes 537 amino acids. The record is from RefSeq and is a predicted model, not a curated record. Lineage: Eukaryota; Metazoa; Chordata; Mammalia; Lagomorpha; Leporidae. Gene Ontology annotation, molecular function: protein binding.